Messenger RNA from Xyrauchen texanus (razorback sucker), 4576 nucleotides. Its product is annotated as hepatocyte growth factor-like. The record is from RefSeq and is a predicted model, not a curated record. Gene Ontology annotation, biological process: proteolysis. Lineage: Eukaryota; Metazoa; Chordata; Actinopteri; Cypriniformes; Catostomidae. Bases 71 to 2212 code for a protein of 713 amino acids. Gene Ontology annotation, molecular function: signaling receptor binding; serine-type endopeptidase activity. Gene Ontology annotation, cellular component: extrinsic component of plasma membrane. The transcript has 18 exons.
UCUUUUCCCAUUCUUCACUCACUCACACACACCAGCAGCACCAGCUCGGUCCAUCCCAAAUCCUGGAAUAAUGAAAUCAGACAUCAUGUGGAUUCAUCAAGCUCUUCUGUGUGUCUUACUGUCCGUUGAUAUGGAGUGCAGGAAACAGACAUUGCAGAAGUAUCAGAAAAGUGAAAACACUAGGCUUCUGUGUCUGGACUGUCCAGACUCCCAACGCAUCAGAAAACUCUCAUUGGAUGACUGCGCACGCAAAUGCAACAAGAGCAAGAAGUCCUGCAGGGCAUUCUACUUUGACCACAUAAACAGGAAAUGCCACAUGCUUCCCUUCGAUCAUUUCUCUGAAGGCGCACAGAGAGAACGAAAAACCAAUUGUGACCUUUAUGAGAAGAAAGACUAUGUGAGGGAGUGCAUCACUGGGUCAGGUGUCAACUACAAGGGCAGAAGAUCAUUGACAAAGACUGGAAUUAAGUGUCAAGCCUGGAAUAUGUCUGUCCCACAUGAGCACAAUUUCAAGCCUGCCAGACACAAAAGGUUUGACCUGCGUCAGAACUUCUGCCGAAACCCGGAUAAUGACCCGAGUGGUCCCUGGUGCUUCACUGAACUCACUGAGACUCGCCAUCAGGAAUGCGGGCUGCCCCAAUGUUCAGAAGUGGAGUGCAUGAAGUGUAAUGGAGAAACAUAUAGAGGACCUAUGGAUCACACCGAAAGUGGAAAAGAGUGCCAGAGAUGGGACUCACAGAAGCCUCAUAAACACACCUACCAACCACACAGGCAUGUUGGUAAAGGCCUGGAUGACAACUACUGCCGUAACCCUAAUAAUGACAUACGUCCAUGGUGUUACACGAUGGACAAAAACACUCUUUGGGAGUACUGUAACAUCAGCGUGUGUGACUCAGAUAAAGACAUAGAAGUGGACGUGACCACCUCUUGUUUUCGGGGUCAGGGUGAGGGGUACAGGGGUACAGUUAAUGUGACCCCUGCAGGGGUGAUCUGUCAGCGCUGGGAUGCCCUGUUUCCCCAUAAUCAUUCUUACACACCGCACAACUAUAAAUGCAAGGAUCUAAGGGAGAACUUUUGCCGAAACCCGGAUGGUUCCGAAAUUCCAUGGUGCUUCACCACAGACCCAAAAGUACGAAAAGCUUUCUGUACUAACAUCCCCAGAUGUGAGUCGGUGAGCUCUGACAGCACAGAGUGUUAUGAAGACAACGGGGAGAGUUACCGUGGUAAUUUGUCAAAAACGAGAUCUGGUAUUCCAUGUGGACUGUGGUCGGACCACACAUUCAGGAGAGACACACGGUCAGCGGAGGCCAGUGCAGGCUUAGAGUUGAACUUGUGCAGGAAUCCUGACCGAGAUAAGCAUGGGCCAUGGUGCUACACUUCCAACUCCUCCAUUCCCUGGGACUAUUGUGGACUAGAGCGCUGUAAAUCAAUGUUGUUUGAUGACCUUCAAAAGACAGGUGGAGGCCCAAAACCAUCCUGUUUCGUACACAAAACAACACGGAUUGUUGGGGGUAUGAAGGUUCAGCGGGCGGAGGAUGGGAGCUGGGUGGUCAGUAUUCAAAAAGGGAACAGUCACUGGUGUGGUGGCUCUCUUAUCCGAGAGGAAUGGGUUCUUACCGAUCAACAGUGCUUCUCCACCUGUGUUCCUGAUCUCUCGGAGUACACCGUGCAGGUGGGACUUCUCCAUCUCAAUUACUCCACCAGCACACAGGGUCUCCGGAUCGCACAUGUGGUCUGCGGGCCCGAGGGAUCCAACUUGGCCCUGCUCAAACUAACAACGCCUGCCCCCCUCUCUGAGCAUGUGCGAACUGUGCAGCUUCCUGUGGCAGGAUGUGCUGUUGCUGAAGGCACCUACUGCCUCAUGUACGGCUGGGGAGACACUAAAGGCACAGGUCACGAGGGCAGCCUGAAGAUGGUGGGACUUCCAGUUGUCAGUAACAAGAGGUGUUCUCAAAGCCACAAAGGCAUUCUGCCAAUCACUGAGACCAAAAUCUGUGCUGGAGGCAAAAGAGACCAGGGUGUUUGUGAGAAAGACUACGGUGGCCCAUUGGUGUGCCAGGAACGAGAGAGCAAAGUCAUUGUGGGUGUCAGCAUCAACGGCCGUGGGUGUGCUGUUGCCAGGCGCCCUGCAGUAUUUGUUAACGUGGCGUUUUACUCUGAGUGGAUCCACAAAGUCUUCAAAUACUAUUCAGACAUGGAGAUAAAUUACUAGAACCUUCCUGACAGUUCCUCACCCAUGAGGUGAACAAAUCUCAAGGCACAUGUUGUUGUACGAUUAGUAUACAAAUGAUACAAAUGACUUGAAGGCCAGAUGUUUGAUUGUUUUUCUUCAGAUUGAAUUAAAACCACUGGUACGGAAAAGGUGCAAGACAUGAAUAACUGAGAUCCUAAACUGCAAAGACAGUUUAGGCAUCAGACAAUUAGACAUGUCAUUUUUAAAACCAUCAAGCGGCUGUUGUGGCUGGUGAGUGAGCACUCAAAAAUCCCAGAAAGAUGGAAAUCAAUUAGGAGAAACUGUAGCAUUCGUUCAAAUGAAGAUAUUUGUCUCAGACCAGAACAGAUGUGUUCUAGGUGUCAUUCCCUGGAGAUCAUUGAAGAUGGCGAUAAUCCGAAGUUUUCAGAAAAGACAGAGCUUUGGUUUCCACUCUGAGGGGUUUCUAUAGAUUCCAACAGAUCACUGGGGUGUUAACAGUUGAAUUUCACUUGCAUCUCACUAUUCCCUUACAAAGGGAAUAAAUUAGAUAAAUUUAGACGUAUUAUUACUGCAAUAAUGGAAAAUGCAGGAAUACUGCAUCCAAAUUGCCACACUUGUACUGCGGCACUGAAACUGCAGAAAAACUGCGUCCAAAUUACCACACUUGUAUUGGAGUAUGGAAAACUGCAGAAAUAUUGCGUCCAAAUUACCACAUUUGCACUGCAGUACAGAAGACUGCAGAAAUAGUGGGUACAAAUUACCACACAUGUAUUGCAUUAAAGAAAACAGCAGGAAUACUGCAUCCAAAUUACCACAUUUGUACUGCACUAUAGAAAACUGCAGGAAUUCUGCAUCCAAAUUACCACACUUGUACUGCUCCUGCAUUUCCACACUUGUACUGCUACUGAACUACACCUACACAACCUGCGCAUUGCAAUAUUUUAAACUAAACAUUCACUAGUGAAUAUAAAAUUAUAAAAUAAACAAGAAAUUGGCAAUGUUAAAGGCAUGCAUUUUCACAAAUUAUCAGAGCAAGUGUCAAGAACAUGUGAUACAGUACAUGCAGUACACAAUACAGUACAUGACCUCUAAAAUGCAGUACUUUAAUGUAUAGAACACCCACCAUUGACAGUGAUUAAUGUAAAAUGUUUAAUCGCAUGAUUUGUUUUAGUUAAUCGCAGAUUUUGAAAAUUCCAAAAUAUGACUCUAUACAUGCUUCUUUUCCUUUCAAAAUGCAUUUAGUUAAUACUUAAAAAAGAAAAGAAAACAAUGUGCAACUAUACUGUUUUAUUAAUAUUUUCCAAACAAAGCCUGUUACAGUAUUGUGGUAUAAAAGCACUAAAAUAGCACCAAGCAACAUGAAAAGUUUCCCAAAGUCUAAUUGGGAGGUACACAAAUUGAAAGAACUUGUCCCCAUAGAUUUGCGUAUUCACUGUAACACACAGUAAAUAUCAAAUCCUCCACACUAUUAAUUGUCUGACAGGCUGUGGCUGUUCACUCGUGAAGUCGAAUUCAAAUGAUUUGCAUUGCUUCAAACUCCACAUGAAAAGCGCUGUGUCUUGAGUCUAAUUACCUAAUGUUUUUUGACAAAAACCAAGGUCAUGCAGUAAUUUAUGAAAGCAUAGGCAAAGUGCUCCUUGUUCCCUCUGUUUACUCUUUAGAAUGAACCAACUAUUCAACUAAACCGUACACCCCGUAAUACUAAUAUUACAUGCGACUGACCACAUGAGAAGCAAAUUUCCAGGUUCCGUAGGAUGACCGAACUCGCUCUUCCACCAUGAAUUAAUUGUCAUCUGAAUGCAUGAGUUUUAUAACAGAGGAGCCAUGCAAAUUUUAUUUUAAAGAUGUCACCCUGAGAAACAAUUACUGCCCAAAUAGGGCUUUGUUUUGCUUUCAGCGCUAAUACUGACCACAAAAUGAAAUUCCAUCCAAAUAGUCUGGUGAGACGGAAGCACAAUAAGGGGGCCGAGGGAACGCUGAUUGCUUCACUCCGAGUUGUGUGAAUGUGGCUUUAGUUUGCUGUGUCUGGGUUUGAUUUGUACAAAAAAAUACUGUUAAGAGGUCCUUUCUCCAACACUUUGAUGCUGUAUGUUUGUUUGUGGUGUGUGUGUGUCCCUGCGUAAGGUCCCCCGUUACAUCUCAAAGGUUCCUCCUUACUGUAACUAGUGUUAAGAUCUCACAAAGAGCUGAAUAGAUUUCCAGACUCUAAUGUCAAAUUGGAAAUUAAGUUUAUUGCGUAAAAAAGAAAAAUGCAUCAAACAUUGUAAAUUAAUCCUAUACAUUCAUUUCGACAGCCCUAGAUUAAAUACUCUAGAAUGGCAGUUUUGUUUAAUGUGAAAACUGGGUAACACUUUAUUUGGAUGGUCCCAAGUAGAUAUUUAA